GGAAGACAUCGAGACCGUCCCCCACAUUGCGCUAUGUGUGGUUGACGGCCCACUGUUCAAUGCUCCUCCUGCGCCAAUCCGACGAAGAUCUGCCCGGACAUGGCCGGAUCUCAGCUCAAGAGGCUCAAGGCCUCGCUGCGCGAGCAGGGACUAAUUGGUCCCCAGCAGUCCAAGAAGCAGAAGCGCCAGAAUGCCCAAGAUCAGAAAGCGAAAACCGAUAAACGGCUUCAGCGCUCCGAGGCUCUGGCAAGCAUCCGCGAGCAGUUCAACCCUUUUCAGUUUAAGACGAAUGCCCGCGGACCCAAGUUCGAGGUCACCACCAACAGGCCAGCCAACGACAAGGCCGCCUUGAGCAUCAAGGGCCGGCCUGGGCUUGCCAAGGCUGUCGGGGAAGAGAGGCGUCGGCAAACUCUUCUUGUCGAGAUGCAGAGACGUAACAAAGUUGGAGGGAUCAUUGACAGGCGAUUCGGCGAAGAUAACCCCAACAUGUCGCUUGAGGAGAAGAUGAUCGAGAGAUACACCCGAGAGCAGCAACGAAGCCACAAGAAGAGCUCCAUGUUCGACCUGGAGGAAGACGAUGAGCCGGCUGGAGCGUUAACCCACAUGGGCAAGCCCCUUUUUGAUUCUGAGGACGAAGCUGUGAAGGACGAUUUUGCCGAGGAGGACCUGCCUUCCGGCGACGAGUCUGACGGAUCACGCGCCGAGAGGAGGAGGCUGAAACGCCAACGACUGGCUGAACUCGCUGAGGAGGCAGAGGAUGACGAGGGCGAGCAACCAGAAAGGAAAAAGACCAAAAAGGAAAUCUACGAGGAGGUUAUCGCAAAAUCUAAACUCUAUAAAUAUGAACGACAAGCAGCUAAGGAGGAGGACAAUGAACUCAGAGCCGAGCUUGACCAGGCGCUGCCUGAGCUUCAAGCCCUCCUGUUCCAGAGGCCAAAACCGCCGCCUAAAGAUGAGAAGGACGAUAAAUCCCCCAUAGUCAUCGCUGGCAAGGACAAAGCCGCCCUUGACAAGGACUACGACAUCCGCGUGAAGCAGCUCGCUGCAGAUAAGCGAGCGCAGCCAGCCGAAAGAACAAAGACAGAGGAGGAGAAGGCGGAAGAGGAGUCAAACCGGCUAAAGGAGCUGGAAGAGAAGCGGUUAAAGCGCAUGCAUGGAGAGGUGGACGAGGAGGACGAGGAAGAAGAGGAGGAAGAGGACGGAGAGGACAAGCCUAGGAAGGAGAAGGGUGGCGCUGGGGAGAAAGCCUUCGAUCCCUUCAAUGCCGAAGACAAUGACGAAUUUGGUCUUGGGAAAGGAGUCAAAUAUCGGCCGACUGCCACCGAGCUAGGCUUCGACGAUGAAGAUGAUUUCCUCAUUGACGACGACCUAGUUGCUAGUGGCUCCGAUCUGGAGCUUGAUAGCGACGACAUGGAGAGCGAGGGAAGCGACGGCGAGGAUGCCGAGUCAGAAUCGGGGUCUGAUGAUGACGAAUUUGUCAAAGGGAUCUUGACGGAGGCCGAAUCGAAAGACCCUGUCUUCCAACCGGCCGCCAACUCCAAGGGUGACGAUGAGAACGGGAUACCCUACACUUUCCCUUGUCCGCAAACACUUGAAGAGACGAUCAAGACGUUCGAAAACAUCGAGGUAACCAAACUUCCGGUGGCUGUUCAACGUAUUAGAGCCCUAUACCACCCGAAACUGGAUAGCAAAAACAAGGAGAGGCUCGGCAAAUUCUCGCAGGCUCUGGUACAGCACAUCGGAUACCUGGGCGAUAAGUUCGAGCCGCAUUGGUUUCCCACCCUGGAGAGCCUCAUCAGGCACGUGCAUUCGCUGGCGAAAACGUUCCCGAUUGAGGUAGCAAAGGCAUAUCGUGGGCAUAUCCAGGGGAUGGAACAAGAUCGCCCGCUGGGUAUCACUGUUGGUGAUUUGGUUAUUCUGACCGCCGUGGGGACAACAUUUCCUACCUCUGACCAUUUCCAUCAGGUGGUCACUCCCGCGAUGCUUGCCAUUGCUCGCUAUCUCGGCCAAAAGAUUCCCCAGGUUCUUUCGGACUAUGCCACAGGCACCUAUCUCUCCAUCCUCGCCCUACAGUACCAACAGUUUUCAAAGCGCUACGUACCAGAACUGAUGAAUUUCUGCCUCAACACGCUGUGCUCUCUGGCACCCGAAAAGCCUCGAGAGAAACUGGGUUUCUUUCCAGUCCACGAACCAGCCGCAGGAAUCCGGAUCAAAGGCGCGUCCAAACUCCCGAUUCGCAAACUCAACUGCGUCGACUGCCAACAGAAGCAAACCCUCGCCCCGGAAGACGAAACCUCUCUCAAAGUCGCCAUCGUCAGCACCAUCACGGCAGUCCUUAAAUCCGCCGCCGAAACCUGGCACAAACUUGCCUCCUUUCAAGAGACAUUCCAGCCCGCCUUGCUCGUGCUGGAACACCUCCUCUCGAAACCAAACGCGAGCCACUUGCCGCCGGCAUUAACCUCCCGACUGGCAGACACUGCCAAAACCAUCUCCCAACUCCUGGCACUCGCCCGGCUCGCCCGCCGGCCGCUCGAGCUGCACCACCACCGGCCGCUGGCCAUCCGCACGUACGUGCCCAAGUUUGAGGACUCGUUCGACCCGGACAAGCACUACGACCCGGACCGCGAGCGGGCCGAGCUGGCGCGGCUCCGGGCCGAGCACAAGCGGGAACGCAAGGGCGCGCUGCGCGAGCUGCGCAAGGACGCCGCCUUUGUGGCCCGCGAGAAUUUGCGCGUCAAGAAGGAGCGCGACGCGGCCUACGAGAAAAAGUACAAGCGUCUCGUGGCCGAGAUCCAGGGCGAGGAAGGCCGGGCCGCCAACGAGUAUGCCCGGGAAAAGAUGCUGCGGAAGAAGAGGGCUGCGAGGGGCAGGUGAUCUCGUUUUCUCCUUUUGCGUGUCAUGUUCUGUAUAUCCACCGGAUUUGGGAGAGGUGGUUGGUUCCUGGGUGGGAGGAGUGUCUCCGUGUCUUAUAUGUGUAUCUUGGGGCUGUAGAGCUAGAGACUCAGCAGCCCUGCGAACGUCCUGAAAAUUUGAAGAAACUCAGGAGAUCCAUUGUCGCGCGGAAACCGCAGGCGAAUCAAUGUAUUCCAGCAAGUAUCUGCGUAAUCGUAUACCAGGUCU
Molecule: messenger RNA, 3120 nt
Organism: Canariomyces notabilis
Lineage: Eukaryota; Fungi; Ascomycota; Sordariomycetes; Sordariales; Chaetomiaceae
Product: Nop14-like protein
Exons: 3
Coding region: 100-2874 (924 amino acids)
Biological process (GO): maturation of SSU-rRNA
Cellular component (GO): nucleolus; Noc4p-Nop14p complex; small-subunit processome
Source: RefSeq, a predicted model, not a curated record